GUUGGAGUGAACGGAUUUGGCCAUUUUGGGGGCCUGGUCACCAGGGCUGCUUUUAACUCUGGCAGAGUGGAUGUUGUCUCCAUCAAUGACCCCUUCAUUGACCUCAACUACAUGGUAUACACGUUCCAGUAUGAUUCUACCCACAGCAAAUUCCACCACACGGUCAAGGCUGAGAAUGGGAAACUUGUCAUCAAUGGGAAGGCCAUCUCCAUCUUCCAGGAGCGAGAUCCCGCCAACAUCAAGUGGAGUGAUGCUGGUGCUGAGUAUGUUGUGGAGUCCACUGGGGUCUUCACCACCAUGGAGAAGGCUGGGGCUCACUUGAAGGGCAGGGCCAAGAGGGUCAUACUCUCUGCUCCUUCUGCUGGUGCCCCCAUGUUUGUGAUGGGUGUGAACCACGAGAAGUAUGACAACUCCCUCAAGAUUGUCAGCAAUGCCUCCUGCACCACCAACUGCUUGGCUCCUCUGGCCAAAGUCAUCCAUGACCACCUCGGCAUCGUAGAGGGCCUCAUGACCACUGUCCAUGCCAUCACUGCUACCCAGAAGACCAUGGAUGGCCCCUCUGGGAAGCUGUGGCAUGACGGCCGAGGGACUGCCCAGAACAUCAUCUCUGCUUCCACUGGCACCACCAAAGCUAUGGGCAAGGUCAUCCCUGAGCUGAACAGGAAGCUCAUUGGCAUGGCCUUCCAUGUCCCCAUCCCCAAUGUGUCAGUUGUGGAUCUGACCUGCCACCUGGAGAAAGCUGCCAAAUAUGACGACAUCAAGAAGGUGGUGAAGCAGGCAUCAGAGGGCCCCCUCAAGGGCAUCCUGGGCUACACUGAGGACCAUGUUGUCUCCUGUGACUUCAACAGUGACACCUGCUCUUCUACCUUCGACGCCGGGGCUGGCAUUGCCCUCAAUGACCACUUCGUCAAGCUCAUUUUCUGGUCUGACAAUGAGUUCAGCUAUAGCAACAGGGUGGUGGAUCUCAUGGUCCACAUGGCCUCCAAGGAGUAA
Nyctereutes procyonoides (raccoon dog) is the source of this 993-nucleotide messenger RNA. Its product is annotated as glyceraldehyde-3-phosphate dehydrogenase-like. The transcript has a single exon. Bases 112 to 993 code for a protein of 293 amino acids. Gene Ontology annotation, molecular function: oxidoreductase activity, acting on the aldehyde or oxo group of donors, NAD or NADP as acceptor; NAD binding. NCBI's taxonomy places the organism in Eukaryota, Metazoa, Chordata, Mammalia, Carnivora, Canidae. The record is from RefSeq and is a predicted model, not a curated record.